This is a messenger RNA of Aspergillus ochraceoroseus IBT 24754, 2919 nucleotides long. RefSeq lists its product as uncharacterized. Bases 1 to 2919 code for a protein of 972 amino acids. NCBI's taxonomy places the organism in Eukaryota, Fungi, Ascomycota, Eurotiomycetes, Eurotiales, Aspergillaceae. The transcript has a single exon. The record is from RefSeq and is a predicted model, not a curated record.
AUGGAAGAUAUCCGACCGACCGCAAAAUGGGCGAAUCGAAUGUUACGGCCCCUAACCUCCAUUUACCACCGAUUAGAGAAACACCACGAGAUCGUAACGAGGGUGUUAACGUCGAAGACGAAGGAGAAGGCAAGCGCGGGGCUUGGUACCGAACGUGCGCGUGGACCUGCGAAAGCGACGGCGCUCAGGGCGAAGUGCGAGCAGCAGCAACAACAACACCAAGGCCUUGGCUACUCGGACGAAGAGGAACCGAACGAUCCAGCUUGGAUCCCUGGUGGGAAAAAACUGGAGAAGAGGCGCAUAAGGCACAACUAUUCGAGCCGAGGACAGAGGAAUGGUGCGCGGAAACGCAGUCGAUUGUCGAUUCGGAGUCCUGAGACGCACAAGAUUCUCCCUGGUGCGAUUGAGAUUGCGACGCCAUUGAUUACGGGGAAGGCUCGGGGGGGAGUGGAUGAGUUGCCCUCGUCGUCGUCGUCGAUUAGGAUACAGCUUUUCCAGAAUGCAGUGGCUCAUGGGGAGACUGCUGCUGGGGUUGAAGAGCAGCGAAAGACGAGUCGCGCGACCAAUAGCAGUUUCACACCAUAUCAGGGUUCUUGGAAGGAGAUUCUGGAUCAAUCUGGAGACCCCGGUUUCGUGGGUAUUGCGCACUUGUUGGAUCGUGUUUUUCUUAAGUUCUUGAGAAGCACUCGGGUCGUAAGCCCGGGGGGGUUCAAUAGCCCACAGGGAAGUGGACGAGGGGCGCGAUCGUUGUUGUCGAUGGCUGUGCGGCGGCUUCCGGAGUUUAUUGCCGACGAACAGAGGAUCCAGGAUGAAGAGGACGAGAGCUGUGAGGUUGACAUGUGCGAUGCCUAUUUUACGGAGCUGGAAGCCUCGUAUGCACCAGGUGGGAAUGGGUGGAUUCCGCUCCGUGAGGCUGUGCGUUCUCAGGGAAUUUAUCUGGUUUCGUGCAUGAUACAGAGGGGUUGGAUUACGAAUCUGGCAGCUUGUCGACUGCUGGAGGAGUGUCUUUCCCAGGACGAGCUAGAUGCCUUUGAGACGUUACUGACUAAAUAUCUGGCGACGGUCGACGCCUAUCCUUACCCCACAACGUUUGAUUCACGGCGACCACCAGGUCACCGUGACGAUCCGGUUCAUCUGCUAGGGGUUUACUAUUCGCGACCGGGCAGACGACGUUCCUACGUGUUCGAAGAGCUUACUCGACUUCUGAUGCGUCAAGCGGUCCCGCCAGAAUGGAUGGUAACUACCUUCUGGAAGCGAUGCGUGGACAGCGCCAUUAAAUCGCUGUCAAUAGAAGACCGCGACUCAGCUGCCGCGAGGCGACUCAUCGAAUCUGUGAUUCUUUCGGCGGCCGGCGUUCACUCGACCACCCCAGGCUCAAAUGAUCUCCGGAUACGGAAUUUGCGACCACCACAUCCUGUCCGUCUUCGAGACACCCGCGCGUCGACCGCUCAAACAUCGGCUCCUGUCGAGGAACAAAGUCCCUGUCCUAUCCCAAUCCAAGACGCCCUCAGCAAUCUCGUCGCUAGUCUCAUGACCGCACUUUGUGGGAUGUGUAUGGCGCGCUCUCAAGCCGACAGCUUUAAAGCAAGGACCGUGGGCAUGAAAAUCCGAGAUCUGGUCAACCACUUGGCUUUUGCGGUUCAGCGAACCAUUGGGCUCGAACCAAUGACUACAGAGGUUGAGGGACCGGUGUUUCAGCCGUUACGACGAGGAUAUGUGCUUUUGUCGGACUGUGCGCUGGAGUGCGGACGAAAGAUCACAGCUGAGAUGAUCUACCAUUCGGAGUCUGUUUCGAGACAAGCCAUCGAGUCGUUCUUCCGCGCUUUGUCUUCUCGACAGGAUGUGGUCAAAGAGUUGGCAGAACUUGUGUCCAAGGUGUUUCACUAUUCAGGACCUCCCGGGCACCACGACCGGGGACCAGUGCGCACCCCCAAGGAGAUCCGGGCCAAAGUGUCCCAACUCUCCCAGUUGACACGCACGCCGGGGGUUGCUCUGCUGUUGGGCAAAGUUGCUGCAGACUCCGCCAUGGAACUCGCGGAGAAAAGCCUGGAUUCGGAUGACCAUGCAUGGGCUCUUGAGAUUCAAGAGACGGUUGUUUCAUCUCAGCGCGAAGAAAGCUUGGAACGGUUUCCUUUAUCGAGCCAGGAGGAGUCUGGCAGGGACAGGACGGGGUUAUAUCGAUGGGAGGACAUCAUUGGGGAGUGGGUAGCACGCACCCCCCCAGUGACCGGCUCUAGGACUGCGGCGAUUGAUAUCGCUAUGAAACAGAGAAUCGGCCGCCCAGAGCAACCACGGGCGAUUGCGUGUUCAACCAGCAGCUCCUCCGCUAGCUCUAUCUGCUCGGAGAAUACCAUCUCCAGCGUGACCUCAUCCGCACCGUCUAUUUCGAAGAAGCGGCCCAGCGCAAGUGAGCCGUCUAGUCCCCGACCAUUCAAAAAAGCAUCCCAGGCACAGUCUCUGCAGCGACUUGUCGGAAACGAAAUCGAUUGGAGGCGUAUUCCUGGGCGUUUACCCCUGGCCUCAUUGUCUGCAGGCUCUGCAUCCAAUGAUACCCCAGUAGCGGCCCGUACUCGGACAGCGCAACGGGAAAUGUUACAGAUGAGAACCUUGACGGCCCGGGAGCAUGGUACCAGCGCCAUGAAUAAUCCUGUGGAGCCACUGUCAAGGAUUGAGGUCGUCAUCAUCAAUAAGAAGAACACCCUAUCUACACCAGGCAGAGGUUUCAAGGAUUACCAUGACCGGGAGCCUAUUAGUCGGCGCACCCGCCGUUCCUUGCCCUUCAGCCGGACAAAUAUUGAGCGAUCUCGCAGACGGCAGUCAGCACCGGCCACUGCUGCUGCGGCUACACGAAGACAGACCAUAUCUUCAGGUUCUUCUCCCCGGGUGGAAGACAGCGAAGAUGAGUUGAGUUUUCUUUGA